Messenger RNA from Halichondria panicea, 1165 nucleotides. Its product is annotated as target of rapamycin complex subunit lst8-like. Bases 55 to 987 code for a protein of 310 amino acids. Lineage: Eukaryota; Metazoa; Porifera; Demospongiae; Suberitida; Halichondriidae. The record is from RefSeq and is a predicted model, not a curated record. The transcript has 7 exons. Gene Ontology annotation, cellular component: TORC2 complex; TORC1 complex. Gene Ontology annotation, biological process: regulation of actin cytoskeleton organization; TOR signaling. Gene Ontology annotation, molecular function: protein binding.
UCGCUUUAUUUUGGGCGUAUCCUCACUUAGUUUGUGCUAAGUCAGCACAACAAAAUGGACUCUGGAAGCAUUGUGCUUGUCACUGGUGGCUAUGACCACUCCAUCAAGUUCUGGUUCCCACAUGAUGGCGUAUGCUACAGGACAGCGCAGCAUCCCGAGUCUCAAGUGAACAGGAUCGAGAUUACUCCUGAUAAGAGAUACGUUGCAACAGCAGCUUUUCAGCAGAUACGAAUGUACGAUGUUAAUUCGUCAGAGCCCACUCCCGUGUACGUCUUCGAGGGCAUGUCCAAGAAUGUCACCUGUCUGGGUUUCUAUGAGAACGGUCAUUAUAUGUACUCUGGUGGAGAGGACUGUAUGGCCAGGAUAUGGGAUCUCAGGGGGCGCUCCCAGCAGUGUCAGCGUCUGUUCCAGGUGAAUGCCCCUGUGACGUGUAUGUGUCUCCAUCCCAACCAGGCCACCCUCAUCGUGGGGGACCAGAGUGGGACCAUUCACGUCUGGGACCUCAGCACUGACCACAACGAGCAGCUGAUCCCAAUACCUGAUGUUGCAAUACACAGUCUCCACAUUGACAGUGACGGUGCCUACUUGGCUGCUGUCAACAGCAAGGGCAUCUGUUACGUGUGGAGCCUGUCCAGUGGUACUGGCACCAGCCCCAUCACGCUUACUCCCAGAAUCAAGAAACACGCCCACAAACGUCACGGCCUCAAGUGCUUGUUCAGCCCUGACUCCAGUCUACUAGCAACUACGUCAGCUGAUGGUACAUGUAAGGUGUGGUCGACGGCCGACUUCAACCUCCUUACCACCCUCAAGAAGAACACAGACAAGUGGGUGUGGGACUGCGCCUUCUCAUCUGACUCCCAGUACAUUUUCACUGCGUCCAGUGACCAUGUUGCUAGGCUGUGGCAUGUGGACAAGACGGAGCCCCUGAGGGAGUAUCAGGGACACACUAAAGCACUAACUGCAAUAGCUUAUAAUGAUAGGAGAUAGGAAGAUAGAAUCAAUCUUUAAUUUAUGGUAACAAUUUUUUUGUAUAAUUAAAUGCAUUUCCUUGUUUUAUUGUGUGUUCCAAUGUUUUAAAUUUAUUUAUUAUAAUUUUAUUUUAUAAUUAUUAUUGUAUGUUAAUUGAUUUCUCACCACGACCAUUAAUUAUUAUUAGUGCUCCUUC